AUGAACGUCGAGACAUCUCGGCACGGUGAACAUGUUCCUAUCCCGGAGCAGAUUUUAGGCGAGGCGCGUCCCUUGCGGGUUAUAACGAUUGGCGCCGGCGCGUCGGGCCUCAACACGGCCAGGCAAAUCGACAAGCACAUGCAGCAGGUCGAGCAUGUCGUAUACGAGAAGAACGCCCACGUGGAUGGGACAUGA
Messenger RNA from Purpureocillium takamizusanense, 195 nucleotides. RefSeq lists its product as uncharacterized. Lineage: Eukaryota; Fungi; Ascomycota; Sordariomycetes; Hypocreales; Ophiocordycipitaceae. Bases 1 to 195 code for a protein of 64 amino acids. The transcript has a single exon. The record is from RefSeq and is a predicted model, not a curated record.